AUGCCUGGUAGGCUAGCUACUAAGAGGAAGAAAUCCAUUACCAAGAAUACAACAAAAUACAUGGUUUCUAAGGUUGGAAAGAAAACCAGAUGUAGUAUAUGCAAGGAGAUAGGUCAUACCAAGGCUACUUGUCCACAGAGAAGGCCCCAAAAGUUAAACGUGAAGAGACAGAAGAAACAAAAAGGUAGUAGAAGUGAACCUCAACAACAUGAAGAGGUUGAAAUGACUCUAAUUGAGAUGGACACUACUCAAAACGAUAUGCAAGUUACUCCUAAUGAUGUUGAAUCCAAUAGUGCAAGGGAUUUUAGUCAGUCUAUAAAAGUUACUCCACCUAGAAGUUAUGAAGGUGAUGAGGGUGUUGUAGGUGAGGAAGUUGAGGAGGGUGGUAAUGUUGUUCCUAUUAUCCAGGUUCAGCAGGUUAGGGUUAGACCAAUUUCAGAGAUUUUGAAGAAGAUAAGGAGCAGAAAGUUAGAGAGAAUCCUGAAGUUGGAAUUAGGCAAGAGAAUUGGUGGUGUUGAUGAUCCAGGAAAUUCUAAGGGAAAAGCUCUUUUAAUUGAUUAG
Molecule: messenger RNA, 561 nt
Organism: Lactuca saligna
Lineage: Eukaryota; Viridiplantae; Streptophyta; Magnoliopsida; Asterales; Asteraceae
Source: the annotation of a GenBank genome assembly